AUGGCCUACAACAAGAGUUACAACCCCGAUGCGCUGCCAGCGCAUGCUGAGCCAGAACAGGUCGCGCAGAUGAUCGGGUCCAUGCAAAUGGGAGGGAGACCAGCAGCAGCACAGAAACCACUACCAACUCGUCCACCAGUUCAGAGCGUCCCUAGCGGAGGCGUGCCCCCUCGCGUACCCGUCUCCAGCGCUCCCCCGCAGCACAAUCCGUAUAGCUCGCCUGCCCCGCGCCCAGAGCUCCAGGCACCACAAUCCUACAACGGUCGCCCUUCACCCGGAGCUGUCCAACCAAACCAAUAUACCCCAUCAGGUCAACCCAGGCCGCAUCCUUUGCACCCCUCACCACCACCCCAAAAUUAUGGUUUUGGUCCGCCUCCAUCGCAAGCAAACCGCCCCCGACCCCCACCUUCAUCUCGUCCUCCUCAAUCACCCGCUCCCCCACCACUGGCAGUCCCUAGCGAUGAUCCUCAACAGCUAUAUCCCCUCUUCCGUGCGGCGAACUCGUCACACUCCGGUUCCUUGACCGAGCAUGAGCUCGGCUCUGCUCUCGUGAACGGAGACUACACCUCCUUCCACCCGCGCACCGUCAAGAUGAUGAUUCGCAUGUUCGACCGUGAAGGCAACGGCAUCAUCAGCUUUGACGAAUUCGUUUCUCUGUGGCGGUAUCUCGCUGCUUGGCGGGAACUGUUUGAUCGGUUUGACGAAGAUCGCAGCGGGCGCAUUAGCCUACCGGAGUUUGAGAAGGCGCUGGUCGCGUUUGGAUACCGUCUAAGCCCAAAGUUUAUUUCCGUACUCUUCUCGAUCUUUGAGAGCAAGACGCGACAGCUGAAUGCGGCGCCGCGGAGCCCUCAGCAUCAUGGUAUGAGCUUCGAUCUCUUCGUGCAGGCGUGUAUCAGCUUGAAGCGCAUGACGGAUGUGUUCAAGCGCUACGAUGACGACCGCGACGGUUACAUUACCGUGAGCUUUGAGGAAUUCUUGACUGAAAUUCUUCAACUCCAGGAUUAA
Messenger RNA from Penicillium pulvis, 1005 nucleotides. RefSeq names its product EF-hand domain-containing protein. The coding region runs from base 1 to 1005 and encodes 334 amino acids. The record is from RefSeq and is a predicted model, not a curated record. Gene Ontology annotation, molecular function: calcium ion binding. The transcript has 4 exons. NCBI's taxonomy places the organism in Eukaryota, Fungi, Ascomycota, Eurotiomycetes, Eurotiales, Aspergillaceae.